Physcomitrium patens is the source of this 4057-nucleotide messenger RNA. RefSeq lists its product as uncharacterized. Lineage: Eukaryota; Viridiplantae; Streptophyta; Bryopsida; Funariales; Funariaceae. Gene Ontology annotation, biological process: protein phosphorylation. Gene Ontology annotation, molecular function: receptor serine/threonine kinase binding; ATP binding; protein kinase activity. The record is from RefSeq and is a predicted model, not a curated record.
GGGCGUGCAGCAUUUGUACCAUUGCGGCAUUCUCCUGUUUACAUGAGUGUGGGUGGGCAUUUAUGUGACGAGGCCGGGCAAUAAUUCUCCGGGUUCUUGUGAUGGACCAAGUGCCGAACAGGUUAUGUUGGUGAGGGGUGCUGGUGAGGAUGGCAUUUCUAUUGCACCAAGGACUAAAUACGGUAUGAGGAGUUGGGGAGUUUAGACCGGGUUGAGACAGUUGGGGUUUCCAAAGGUGGAGAAGAUGAUGUGGGAUGUGACAAUGGAGAGGUGCAGGCAGCUGAAGACGCGGACGAAAAGUAAAGAAUUGGUGAUGAUCGCAGUGAUACUGGGUUUGUGCUUAGGGUGGGCAGAAAUUGCUUCUGCGUUGGAAGCGCAAAUUUUGCUCGAUUUCAAGUCUGCUGUCAGCGACGGAAGCGGCGAGCUUGCCAACUGGUCGCCGGCCGACCCGACACCGUGCAAUUGGACUGGAGUGCGAUGCUCGUCGGGUGUGGUGACGGAACUCAACUUGAAGGAUAUGAAUGUCUCAGGGACCGUGCCGAUUGGCUUGGGAGGAUUAAAGAAUUUAACAAGCUUAGAUUUCGGAAAUACGUCGCUUCAAGGUCCAGUUCCAACCGAUCUUCUCAACUGCACCAACCUUGUCUACCUCAACCUAAGCAACACGUACAUGGAAGGCCCUCUUCCGGAAGGAAUCUCAAACUUGAAGCUACUUCGAACCCUGGACUUCUCCUACUCCAGUUUCAGUGGCCCCUUGCCAGCAUCGUUGGGCGAGUUAAUAUCCCUCGAAAUCUUGAACCUGGCUUUAGCUAAUUUCUCUGGAUCACUACCCUCAAGCCUUGGUAACCUACUAACUUUAAAGGAGAUUUUCUUGGGCGUUGCAAACUUCACCCCUGCUCCAAUUCCCGAGUGGUUUGGAAACUUCACAGAACUGGAGGUGCUUAAGCUGAACAGUAUGAACUUCACGGCUAGCCCACUACCAUCUUGGUUAGAGAAGAUGCCCAAGUUGCGAAUAGUGGACCUCUCGUAUUGUAACUUGGUAGAAAGCAUCCCGUCCUUCUUGGGUCUCCUCGGAAACCUCGAGACGCUCUUUUUGAAACACAAUACCCUGGGCGGCACUAUUCCAGAGAUCUUCGAGAACCUGACUCGCCUUUCAUCACUCGAUCUGUCGGAGAAUAAUCUCAUAGGAAGUAUUCCCAAGUCUCUGACGUCAGCAACUAAUUUGAAUACCAUACAGCUUUAUUCAAACACUCUUUCAGGAGAGCUACCUGCAGAUUUGGGUAACCUGAAGCGUCUAGCCCAAAUUGACGUCGCUAUGAAUAACUUGAGCGGUGCGAUACCUGCGUCUGUUUCAAAUUUAACCAAUCUCAUCAGGCUACAUCUCUAUGAUAAUAAUUUCGAGGGACAGAUCCCCCCUGGGAUCGCUGUCAUUACAGGCCUCACAGAAUUUGUGGUCUUCGCAAAUCAAUUCACGGGCGAGGUUCCUCAAGAACUCGGCACAAAUUGCAUCCUUGAGCGGUUUGAUGUCUCAACUAACAGUCUCUCCGGGAAUGUACCCCCCAACCUUUGCAGCGGACAAGCCUUGAGAGAAUUGAUCUUUUUCAACAACAACUUCACAGGUCCAGUACCUGCUGCUUAUGGGAACUGUCAAAGCUUGGAAAGGGUGCGAUUCGAAGGCAACAAGCUGUCAGGAACAGUUCCAGAGGGUUUAUGGGGCCUUCCCUUGGUGGAGAUAAUUUCAAUACAAGAAAACAACUUGGAAGGCAUUAUGUCCAGCAGUAUCGGAGCUGCACUUAAUCUGGGCGAACUCAAAAUCCAGAACAACAAGCUCAGUGGUCGUCUUCCUCCUGACCUAGGGAACAUUACAUCGAUUCAUAGAAUCGACGCAUCAGGGAACAAUUUCCACGGUGUUAUUCCUCCAGAAUUGAGCCGUUUGAAUAACCUGGAUACGCUCAAUCUCGCUGGAAACUCGUUCAAUGGAUCAAUACCAUCUGAGCUGGGAAAAUGUAGUAACUUGAUUCAGCUAAACCUUUCAAGGAAUGAGCUUGAGGGCGUCAUUCCCGCGGAGCUGGGUCUUCUUGUCGAUCUUAAUGUGCUAGAUGUGUCGCACAACCACUUGUCGGGGAACCUGCCCUCAGAGCUCUCCAGCCUUCGCUUCACAAACUUAAACGUAUCUUACAACAACCUUUCCGGUAUUGUGCCGACAGAUCUGCAACAAGUGGCAAGCAUCGCCGGUAAUGCAAAUUUAUGUAUCUCAAAGGAUAAGUGCCCAGUGGCCAGUACUCCAGCUGAUCGACGUCUGAUUGACAAUAGCAGAAUGAUUUGGGCUGUGGUGGGAACCUUCACUGCGGCGGUGAUCAUUUUUGUCUUGGGAUCAUGUUGCAUUUGCAGGAAGUACAAGCUAUUUUCACGGCCAUGGAGGCAGAAGCAACUUGGCUCUGAUUCAUGGCACAUAACGUCAUUCCACAGGAUGUUGAUUCAAGAAGAUGAAUUUUCAGACUUGAAUGAAGACGAUGUGAUUGGAAUGGGUGGAUCUGGCAAGGUAUACAAAAUUCUUUUGGGGAAUGGACAAACUGUUGCUGUAAAGAAACUUAUAAGUUUACGCAAGGAAGGAUAUCAAUUGGAUAGCGGAUUUAAAGCUGAGGUGGAGACACUGGGUAACAUACGCCACCGAAAUAUUGUCAAGCUUCUGUGUUGCUGUUCUAACAGCAAUUCAAACCUGCUAGUCUACGAAUUCAUGACAAAUGGCAGUGUAGGUGACAUUUUGCAUAGUACGAAAGGAGGUACUCUAGACUGGAGCUUGCGUUUGAGAAUCGCCCUUGGCACCGCCCAGGGAUUGGAAUAUUUACACCAUGACUGUGAUCCUCCGAUUACGCACAGAGAUAUCAAAUCCAACAACAUUCUACUUGACUGUGAUUACCAGGCUCAUGUUGCUGAUUUUGGCCUAGCUAAAGUGCUUGAAUAUGCAACUGGGGAUCUUGAAUCCAUGUCACAUAUUGCUGGUUCGCAUGGAUACAUUGCGCCAGAGUAUGCCUACACGUUGAAAGUUGGUCAAAAAGGUGAUGUUUACAGCUUUGGCAUCGUUCUUCUUGAGCUUAUUACUGGUAAGCAACCAACGGACCCUUCUUUCAGUGAAGGAGUGGACCUUGUGAAAUGGGUGAACAUAGGCCUACAAAGUAAAGAAGGCAUCAACAGUAUCCUUGAUCCUCGUGUUGGAUCCCCUGCUCCCUACAACAUGGAUUCCUUUCUGGGAGUGGGUAUUUUGUGUACAAGCAAGCUUCCCAUGCAGCGUCCAUCAAUGCGUGAGGUCGUUAAAAUGCUGAAGGAGGUGGCCCCAAAUAUAGAACUCUAGUUAAGAAAACAUGUCCUCUCCAGUAUUUCUCCCCAGUAUGCAGGGCAUGCACUAUUAGUGUAACACUCUGCGCAUACUCACACCCGAGCAUCUACACAAGGAAGAUUUACAGAGUUUCCUCCCUUACCUAAGAUUGAAGCAGGGUUGUGAAUAUUGUGCGAAGUAGGACCGUCUCGGAUGCUUCUUUUGCCUAGAAAGUUGCCGUGUGUAAGUUAAUUUGUUGUUGUUGUUACUAUAAGGUGCACUAGCUGCAUCAAGAGGAGGUACCAGAUCUCAUGCUUAGAUGUGGUUGUUACAAAGAAGUGCAGAUCAUCGAAGAUAAUGUAUGACAGUAGACUGAAAUCAUGCAUCACUGGCUGUUUGCAUGAUGUGAAUUCGAUGUAGCAAUAUUGUAGAGGCUCUAAUUUGAGAGGUGAAAGAACCGAGACUGUCGCAAGGGACCGGUGUGUCCCAAUUGAUGAUUUGUGUAGUAUAUCUGACUAGUACUGUUCAAUCUUUUACUUGGAUCGUUAUAGGCUCUUUUGCAGCAGGAACAAUCUCUUCUUCCUCUUAGUUCAUAUGAUACGGCUCCAGACGAGUAUCAACAGUAGACGAUUCUAUGAUGCUCUGUCAGCUGGUAAGCCGAUAUCAUGAUCUUUAUCGAUCUCCUCGCUCGAUCUCAAAUCCAAGCAAUUUUGCAGUUCAGACAUCUAAACAAUUGGAAAUGUA